Mizuhopecten yessoensis (Yesso scallop) is the source of this 3372-nucleotide messenger RNA. Its product is annotated as zinc finger CCHC domain-containing protein 10-like. Gene Ontology annotation, molecular function: nucleic acid binding; zinc ion binding. The record is from RefSeq and is a predicted model, not a curated record. The transcript is spliced from 4 exons. The coding region runs from base 61 to 585 and encodes 174 amino acids. NCBI's taxonomy places the organism in Eukaryota, Metazoa, Mollusca, Bivalvia, Pectinida, Pectinidae.
UAUUUUAUAUAGGGUACGUUUUUCAGUGAUCACCGAUAAAGGAUAAACAACACCAACGUGAUGGAAUCGUCGUUCGCUGUUCGACAUCCCUUCUUCAAGAAAAAGGAACCUACUGCGGAGAAUUAUACUUGCCAGAAAUGUCUGCAGAAAGGCCAUUUUACAUAUGAGUGCACAGGGAAACGCAAAUAUGUGUAUCGACCUUCAAGAACCAAGGAAUUGGCCAAACGAAUGAAGAUGGAGGAGGAAAAACAGAAAAUUGACACCUUAGCCAAGGCGAGCAGCAUUCAGGAGAAGAAAAAGAAGAAACAGAAAAAGAAGUCAGAAACAGACUCCUCCUCUGACUCGAGCAGCAGUGAUUCAGGAAGUGACAGUUCCUCCUCCUCCUCAUCGUCUUCAUCUGACAGCGAUUCAGACUCCAGCAGUUCAUCUUCUUCCUCAUCAUCAUCAUCGUCCUCCUCCAGCUCAUCUUCAUCGUCAUCUUCCUCCUCUUCCACAUCAGACUCUGAGUCAGACUCUGACCACCACAAGAAGAAGUCCUCUAAACACUCUAAACGAAGAAGGAAGAGGAGGAAAAGCAGACAUUGAGGACAGGAACAUUUGAAGGAUGAGAAAAGGGUUAAUCCCAGGCUUGAAAGCUUCACGAAUCCAUGCAUCUUUUAUGUCAUGGAGGUGAUGAUGCUAACAAAUCGAGAUUCAAAGCUGCAUUUCUAUGACGACGAACUGAUUACUGAAGUCAGCAUACUAAUAUCCAUAGCAACCCACCACUGACAUGUUAUCGUUGUGUUUGUGUCAAGAUUGUCAUAGAAUAGUCAUACAUUGUAUGAAAUUGUUUUAAAAACCUUCAAUGAGUUAAUACUUCAUUCCAUUGCUUUUGAAAAAUGAGUUGGUUUAAUUCCUACAAACUUAAAAUGUUAUUCCAAACGUGAGAAUUUGCACUUUUACAGUAAAACUGGACCCAGGACUAUAUGUUCACAUAACUCUUCAAUCAGAUGGUGGUGUGGAAAUUUUAACGUUGGCAAUUGUUCUAGAAAUCUUAAUACAUAUAACAGGGUUCGACACUGACACAGUCCUCUUAUCAGAGACUAGUAAAUUUCAGCAAUGACUAUAGUGAUUCUCCUAAUCUAACUGGUCCUUUGGCUUGUGAACAAACAUGUUAUCUCGAUAUCUAUUGACAGAUACAUUAUAGAAUAAGAAUAUUCCAUUUAGAAAGCUGCUUAAAUUACAUGUAAACUGCAUGCCAAUUUUUUUUCUUUCUUAAACUUCAUUAUAUAUUCUUGGCGGUAGCUAUUUUAUAUCACCUACAGUUAAAUACCUUUAAUGAUUUGCGCUGGAAAUGUUUUCUUAAGGAAAUUUUGGACAAGUUACAUUGAUAAUUUAACAAAUAAUCUACCCAACUAGUUCUAGUCCGCUGAACUACAAGUUGGUGUCUAACCCUGUUAUUAUAGACUGUAUAUAUAUGAAUGUAUAUAUUGGGUGUGGAUAAAUUCAUGCUAAAUUCAUGUAAAAAACAUGAGUAUUUCUACAUCGUGAUAGUUUCUACUUACAUUAUAACAGUAUUCAGUUGGUUGAAAAGUUAAAAUAACAAAGCAACCAUUUAAUUUUUAUGCUAGAAGAGACUUUCCAAUUAAGCUUUAAUUUUUUUUCAAAUUUCUAUUGGCAUAAUGUUUAUGAAAUAUCAAGUUCUGUAGCCUUAUUUCAAGACUCACUCAUCAAUUUGUUUACGAGUCUGUUAUGUAAGUGGUAUACAACAAAGAUAUGGAUUUAGUCUAGAGUUUGGAUAGUAACUCUCUUGUCGCUGCUAGUGUUCACAAGUUCUUAGAUAUUACCAAGUUGUUCCAUGAUGUAGACAUUCUUCUAUUUUUAAUGAUAACUGUGUUUGCUGUUAAACAAAUAAAACAGAAGUUUUGCAGCAAUGUGUAAGAAUUUUUUAUCAUUUGUCUGUGAUUUGUCAGUUGAAACGAGCUAAUGUGUGGGAUUGGUCAGAAGAGAUGAGUCGAUGCCUAUGAUAUUCAAUUGAGAAGUGAAUAUGAUUGGUUGUUGCUGUGUGAUGGUUUUAACUCAUUCAUCCCUGAAGACACAUUUGAACUCUUCCAAUUCUAAGGUUGGAAUAGUUCAUUUUGAUAUUUCAGGGGUGAAUGAGAUAAUAAACAAAGGCACUACAUUACCAACCACUGACAUUGUGUUUAUGUGGAGCCCUUAAGCUUUGUACAAGAAAGAAAAAAGUAGCAUGGAUUGGAAAGCACUGAAUUGGACAGCGUGUUCAAACUAUAAAAAACAAACUUUAAACCCAAAUUAAGAAAUAUACCAUGUUUUUUUAUGUGAGAUACAUUCUAGAAAAUGUUUCAAAGUUUAUUUUCUGGUUUUAGUCAAUGAUGUUAUAUUUGAAGGCCCUUUGUUUUAUGUUAAUUCUUUUAACAUGUUUUUUUUGGCGUUUUAGUGGCCCUAAUGACCUGUCCUUUGUAAAUAGCCUGUUUUAUGUGUCAAAAAAAAAUGUCAUGAUAAAAAGGUUACUUUAGGGACAAAAGAGUGUAUUGUGAUAAGAGGUGAUAAAAAGUACCAUGUUAUUUCAUUUUGAUGUCAUGUUUUUGUUGAAUCAGCGGUUGCUAGGUCUGUAGGGUUACUUGACUACCAGCGUUUGGAAUCAUGUUGAAUUUGCAGAGUCGUCUUACUGUGAAAUUAGUGACAAAGAUUAAAACAGUAAUAAGUGAAACGUUUAUGUCAAAUGUCAUGUUUAGUGUUGAAUUAGUGGUUUUGAGAUUGCUAGGUCUGUAGGGGUACUUGACUACCAGUGUUUGGAAUCAUGUGGAGUCGUCUUACUGUGAAGUUAGUGAGAAAGAUUUAUACAGUACUAAAUGUUUGGUUGAAAUGAAAUAUUAGGUUGGUGGAAUAACAUUGAUUUUUUUUCCAAUUAUGAAUUUUUUAUAGCUGUUGCGACUGUGCAUGUUUACAAAAUUCAGGCAGAACAUGUAUCUAAUUAUAAUUAAAAUAAAAUUAUUGUUUUGAUAAUGCUGUCAGUAAAAAGACUUUUUAAAGUUUAUUCUAAGUGAUAUACAAUUGAGUACACACAAAGGUUCAGUCAGUAAUUUAGUUACCACAUAUGAAAAGACUGCCCUGUGGAUGCAAACAACUUCUUUGUUAUGUAUGUAGUGCCAAACCAAAUAUGAAUGCAUUUUCACAUAUGACGACUAAUAUUUAGGUGUAGCAGAACAAGCAUGACUGGGCCAGGUAGCUCAACUGGUAGAAAGUCUGUCUAGAGUUCAAACGUUCCCGGCUAUCCAGUACACUACACAUAUAUGAACAGAUACAUCUUGUAAGAUUUUGACUUAUUAAAAUGUUUAUGAGACACAGACAAAUAAAGCAAUUAUUUUAUUA